Molecule: messenger RNA, 1725 nt
Organism: Oncorhynchus keta (chum salmon)
Lineage: Eukaryota; Metazoa; Chordata; Actinopteri; Salmoniformes; Salmonidae
Gene: pex2
Product: peroxisomal biogenesis factor 2
Exons: 3
Coding region: 43-1122 (359 amino acids)
Biological process (GO): protein import into peroxisome matrix
Cellular component (GO): peroxisomal membrane
Molecular function (GO): zinc ion binding
Source: RefSeq, a predicted model, not a curated record
AUUAAUACAAACGUGUACUACAUUUAUUUGCUAGAAAUUCCAAUGACGUGUUUCACCUUGACAGCAAGCUGCAGUUGUAUCAUGACAAGGGCUGGGAAUUGCCAGGGACAUCAAGAUCCAGAUAUUAUCAAGAUAAUAUCAGCUUCUACCGGAGGAGCCCAUCCCCCACCAGAGGGAGGUUCAGGUCCAGACCCUCAGACUCCUGUCUUGAGGAUCAACCAGCUGGAUGCCUUUGAGCUGGACUCUGCUCUGGACCAGCUGGUGUGGAACCAGUUCUCCCAGUGUUUCCAACACUUCCGCCCAGGCCUGCUCACUCCCGUGGAGCCUGAACUCAAGGCCCUGCUCCAGCUCCUUCUCUGGAGGUUCACAGUCUACCCCAACAGUGCAACGGUGGGCCAGUCUAUGAUGAACCUCCGUUACCACAACACUCUGUCACUAUCCCAGCACUACAGGGCCCUGAGCAGGAGACAGAGGCUGGGCCUGGCCCUGCUGACAGUCGGCCCCCGCUGGCUGACGGAGCGAUCCCACAGCUUGCUCCUCUCCCUGGGGUUGGGGCUGGGCGGCAGUCUCCCGGCCAAUGGAGGUCUGCGUCUGGGACUGCGUCGAGUUCUUUCUCUGAUCACCGGCCUUACCCAGGUAGCCAAUCUGAUCAACUUCCUGGUGUUCCUGAGGAAGGGGCGCCACCCAUCUCUGACAGAAAGGAUCCUGGGUAUCCGUGCGGUGUUCACUAAGCCCCAGGCGGUCCGGGAUGCAGCCUUCCAGUACAUGAAUAGAGAGCUGCUGUGGCACGGCUUCGCUGAGUUCCUCAUCUUCCUCCUCCCUCUAGUCAACAUGAGGAAGAUCAAGACAACCAUGUAUUCACUUCUCUACCCCCUAGGAGUGGGUGAGGGAGGGGAGGAGGGGGUGAGAGAGGGCUCAGCGGUUUGGAAGGAGUGUGCUCUGUGUGGGGAGUGGCCUACCAUGCCUCACAUGGUAGGUUGUGGUCAUGUGUUCUGUUACUACUGCGUCAAGAGUCACUCCAUCGCCGACGCCUACCUGACAUGUCCUAAGUGUGGCGUAGAAGUCGGGGAGGCAAAGGCUGUCAAACUGCAGAUCGAGAUUACUGACAUCCACGCUAGAUGAUAAUGUCACAUCCAGUCACGGAAACACACACAACACGUGUUUACUUGUAAAGUGAGCUUUUGGUGACACUCAAGGUCACAGUGAAUGGACUUCAAUACACAGUGUCUAUAGAAAAAAUGACAUUUACACAUGCACACACACAAACACAGACAGACAUUCAGAAAUACACACACACACACACACAAAGGGUCUCAGAGGGGCCCUUUAACUGAGCAAGGUUUCUUUGCUUAAGAUACUCUGGGUGACGAUGGAAGAUGCACUGGAAAGGUAAGAUGAUGAUGACUGAGAUUCAGUCUGUUGUAUGAACAGACAGGGCCUGUCUGCCCAUGUAUAAUGUAUGUGAGCACACACUCACUGACCAUCAUGCUCCUGUUGCCCCUCCAUUCCUACUGUUAGACUUUGGACAGACCUGUUUGUUCACACAGCUCUGAGUGACUGUUGGAGAAACACUGAGCAUAUAUUUGAUGAAGAAAUGUGUUGAUUUUUGCCCCAAAUUGGCCUUGUGCUGCUCUGUUCUGUUCAAAUGGGAAUAUUUGUUCUGAUGAAAAAUGCAAAAACAUGACUGACGGGACUAAUAAAUAAUGGAUGAUUUUCUGUUGCUCA